ACAAACACAAACACACACAUCAAAAUGCCUUUUGUUCCCGUGGAAACUCCCAAGUGCCCAGCAUGCGGAAAGUCGGUCUAUGCCGCUGAGGAGCGCGUUGCUGGUGGCUACAAAUUCCAUAAAACAUGCUUCAAGUGCAGCAUGUGCAACAAGGCUCUGGACUCCACAAACUGCACCGAGCAUGAAAAGGAACUGUUCUGCAAAAACUGCCACGGACGCAAAUACGGACCCAAGGGUUACGGUUUCGGUGGUGGUGCCGGUUGCCUGUCCAUGGACACUGGCUCUCACCUCAACAGAGACUUUGUUCCACCGAAAAUUCCGCCAAAAGCGCCCGAUGGUGAGGGCUGUCCCAGGUGUGGCAUAUAUGUUUAUGCAGCGGAGCAAAUGCUUGCCAGAGGGAAGGGGUACCAUCGCAGAUGCUUCAAGUGCGUUCAGUGUAAUAAGACACUGGACUCCACUCUUCACUGUGACGGUCCUGAUAAAGAUAUCUACUGUCGAGGAUGUUAUGCUCCAAAGUUUGGAACCAGAGGCUAUGGCCAGCUGAAUGGCUUAAUGUCUGACAUUCAAGACUGCGAAAGGCAAAGUGAAAUGGCUCCGAAAACCGCUGCCAUAAACGUGGAACAAAUUCAGGCACCACUGGGAGAGGGAUGUCCGAGAUGUGGAGGUGUUGUUUUUGCUGCGGAGCAGGUCCUGUCGAAGGGGAGGCCCUGGCAUAGGAAGUGCUUCAAGUGUCGGGACUGCACAAAGACCCUCGACUCCAUCAUUGCGUGCGACGGCCCGGACAACGAUGUCUACUGCAAAACGUGCUAUGGCAAAAAGUGGGGGCCGCAUGGAUAUGGCUUUGCAUGUGGAUAUGGUUUCCUUCAAACCGAUGGAAUUAGUGAAGGCGUAUCGCAGCGACCCUUCGUGUGUCCCGAUACGACAUCGAUCAAGGCGCCCGAAGGCGAGGGAUGCCCGCGCUGUGGUGGAGCCGUAUUCGCCGCAGAGCUGCAGCUGUCCAAGGGGAAGAUGUGGCAUAGGCAAUGCUUCAGCUGUGCCAGGUGCCACCGACCCCUGGACUCGGUCCUGGCCUGCGACGGUCCAGAUGAUAACAUCUACUGCAAGCUGUGCUACGCGAAACUGUACGGCCCCAAGGGCGUUGGAUACGGUCACACCCCAGCUCUAGUCUCCACCAGCUACGAAUAUACGCCCACCAGUUGGGGACAGCUUAACCGCUGCGGUGGCCAAUCGGAGGACGGAUGUCCCCGUUGCGGAUACAUCGUGUUUGCGGCCGAGCAGAUGAAGAGCAAGAACAGCAUAUGGCACAAGCUGUGCUUCUACUGCUCGGGCUGCCGAAAGUAUCUGGACUCGACUAACCUAAACGAUGGUCCCGAUGGCAACAUCUACUGCCGAUCCUGCUACGGCAAGAACUACGGACCGAAAGGUGUGGGCUAUGGAAUCGGGGCUGGCACGUUGACCAUGGCCUAACGGGUACGGUGUGGAGCCAAAAAAGUGUACUUUUAUAAGACUGGACCAGUAAUCCAACCAGCUCCAAAUGGAUAUUGAAGUUUCAGUCUUUAAAUGAACACUUUAGAGGAGGCAGACCCACAAAUAUUCGGAUUUAUUUUAAUCAAAUCACUGCACGAGUAGUAUUGUAUUUCUCGGAAUAGUUUCCUUUUGGAUGAUGUAUGGGAUCAAAGCUCCAAAGCCAUAC
Messenger RNA from Drosophila persimilis, 1693 nucleotides. RefSeq names its product muscle LIM protein 1 (gene Mlp60A). The record is from RefSeq and is a predicted model, not a curated record. Gene Ontology annotation, molecular function: structural constituent of muscle; actinin binding. Gene Ontology annotation, cellular component: Z disc; nucleus; cytoplasm. The transcript is spliced from 8 exons. Gene Ontology annotation, biological process: sarcomere organization; muscle tissue development. Bases 25 to 1467 code for a protein of 480 amino acids. Lineage: Eukaryota; Metazoa; Arthropoda; Insecta; Diptera; Drosophilidae.